CCUAAUUAAGGAUAUAAAAUAAACUGGUACUUGUCUGUAGAGGGCAGCAUUGCGUUUAACAAUAAAGAGCCUGACUGGAUUUUAUUAAAAGAAGAAGAAGGAAAUUAUCCACGGGUGUGCUGAGUUGUCAAUAAACGGUUUUCAACUUUAGCCGACAAAUUUUUAUUAGCGAGCGCAGGAAGUGUCUGUCAGGUGAGAAGAGUCACAUGUGGACAUCAGCUGGACGGAAAUAGAAACGAACUCCUGUCGCUGGCAAAAAUGGCUCAUCUCCCGGCGCUUUUCGAGUAUGUGGACGAUAAUCAGGACCUGUAUGUGAAGCGCCUUGCAGAAUGGGUGGCCGUCCAGAGUGUGUCUGCUUGGCCCGAGAAGCGUGGGGAGAUCAAGAAGAUGAUGGAGAUGGCAGCCGAGGACAUCAAGAAGCUGGGGGGGACGGUGGAACUGGUGGACGUUGGCACACAGAAGCUUCCCUCUGGAGAGGAGAUCGCCCUGCCUCCCAUCAUUCUGGGCGAUUUGGGGUCAGACCCGGGCAAGAAGACGGUGUGCAUUUACGGCCAUCUUGAUGUCCAGCCAGCCAGCAUCGAUGAUGGCUGGGACACAGAGCCUUUCACUCUGGUGGAAAAAGAUGGUAAGCUUUAUGGCAGAGGAUCCACCGAUGACAAGGGACCAGUGCUGGCCUGGUUUAACUGCAUUGAAGCCCAUCAGAAGCUCAAGCAGGACCUUCCCAUCAACAUCAAAUUCUGCUUUGAGGGCAUGGAGGAAUCUGGAUCCGAGGGCCUGGAUGAGCUCGUGUUUGCCCGUAAAGACACCUUUUUUAAAGAGGUCGACUACGUCUGCAUCUCUGACAACUACUGGCUGGGCAAGACCAAACCCUGCAUCACCUACGGCCUCAGAGGAAUCUGCUAUUUCUUCGUUGAGGUGGAUGGCUGUGAGAAGGACCUGCACUCAGGGGUGUUUGGUGGCUCUGUUCACGAGGCCAUGACUGACCUUAUUGCACUUCUGGGCUCCCUGGUUGACAGGAGGGGGAAGAUUCUGGUUCCUGGGAUGUACGACAACGUGGCCCCUCUGACAGACGAGGAGCAGAAGCUGUAUGAGAAAAUCGAUUUCGACUUGGACGAGUACUGCAAAGACGUGGGAGUUGGGCAGCUGCUGCACAACACCAAGGAGCAAAUCCUAAUGCACCGCUGGAGGUACCCGUCUCUCUCUCUUCAUGGUAUUGAGGGGGCUUUCGCUGAAACGGGAGCCAAGACUGUCAUCCCCCGCAAGGUCAUCGGCAAGUUCUCCAUCCGCCUCGUCCCUGACAUGGACCCCAAAAUUGUGGAAAAGCAGGUUCUCGACCAUCUGCAAAAGAAAUUUGCAGAAUUGGGAAGCCCCAACAAACUGAAAGUGGACAUGGGCCACGGAGCCAAAGCCUGGGUCUCUGACUUCAACCACCCACACUACAUGGCUGGACGGAAGGCCAUGAAGACGGUCUUUGGUGUUGAGCCUGACCUGACUCGUGAGGGUGGAAGCAUCCCCGUCACUCUGACCUUCCAGGAGGCGACAGGACGUAACGUCAUGCUGCUUCCUGUCGGAUCCUCUGACGAUGGAGCUCACUCCCAGAACGAAAAGAUCAACAGGACCAACUACAUUGAAGGAAUCAAGAUGCUGGGAGCGUACUUCCACGAGGUUUCCCAGCUGGAGUGAACUGAUGAUGUCUGAUUAUGUAAACUGUAAAAUAUGUCCAUUCUAACCCUCAGAGCCAUAAUCAUGGUACUACAUUUUGCCUCCCACACUUAGCAGUUUUCUACACACUUCUAAUAAUAAAGUGUUUUGCUUUGUUA
Messenger RNA from Acanthochromis polyacanthus (spiny chromis), 1820 nucleotides. RefSeq names its product carnosine dipeptidase 2 (gene cndp2). The record is from RefSeq and is a predicted model, not a curated record. Bases 259 to 1683 code for a protein of 474 amino acids. Lineage: Eukaryota; Metazoa; Chordata; Actinopteri; Pomacentridae. The transcript is spliced from 12 exons. Gene Ontology annotation, molecular function: metallodipeptidase activity. Gene Ontology annotation, biological process: proteolysis. Gene Ontology annotation, cellular component: cytosol.